Messenger RNA from Oreochromis aureus, 973 nucleotides. RefSeq names its product telomere repeat binding bouquet formation protein 2 (gene terb2). NCBI's taxonomy places the organism in Eukaryota, Metazoa, Chordata, Actinopteri, Cichliformes, Cichlidae. Gene Ontology annotation, cellular component: nuclear inner membrane. Bases 119 to 733 code for a protein of 204 amino acids. The transcript has 7 exons. The record is from RefSeq and is a predicted model, not a curated record. Gene Ontology annotation, biological process: homologous chromosome pairing at meiosis; meiotic attachment of telomere to nuclear envelope.
UGAGCGCCAACUCUGGCUGUGGUGGCUAAGGCAGAGCAGAGGAGGGGGUGGGUUUGAAAAUAAGAAACAGAUGAAAAACAAGCUACACUAAUAGUAGUUAACUCGUAGUUUUCUGGCCAUGUUUCGCUAUAAGACUGCCUGGUUUUCUAGCAGUGUGCCACAGACCUGUUACAUGUUUUGGACUUCAGAGGGGGGCUCCAUUGCUCAUUGGAGGACAGCGGAUUACCUUUUCAGUGAAGAUGCUACAUGCCCUGAUACUCUUAGGAUCUUUGAGAGCAAGGAUUACCUCUGGAACAAGCUGACAAUAUUUCACAGCUUGUUUCUGUCCACCUGUGAAAAGAGGCAGAGUGUGAAGUCUGUGAGCAUUGGUCAAUAUGUGCUGCCUCCAGCCUCCGUACAAGAUGAGGUGAGAAAAGUGUUUGGGCAGCUGAUUUGGGAGCGUAAUAAUGAGCAGUCAGCGGAUGAGCACUCCCUGAAAAGCUAUAAUUGCCCAACAGAUGAUGAGUUCAGCGAAGAAGAAAUCAGCAUAAGUUCUGGAUUAUCUGACACCGACUCAUCAGAAAAUGAAGCACCACUUUGUGGUCGUAUGCAAAAAUAUCCAGUUAAAAGCACGAUUACAGGGUACGUCAGCAUGGACAAGCUGCAGAAAUACUCGGGUGACCUGUGCGAUUUCUAUUGCGGGUGUUUCCGAUGCUUCAGAUGUAAAACACUCUGCUGUUUGCCACACUCAUAAGCAAGCAAAUAGUUAGAGAAAACCAGCAGUUUUUACAAGAUGAGUUAUUAUGUUUGUUUAUUAUGUUUACAUUGCCUUCCUGCACUGAUUUAUAAUAAAUCAGUAUGUUAUAGCUACUGCUGAUGCCAUUUUGUGAUUUUAUUGUACUCUUGUUACAGUUCUGUGUGCUACAAUAUAAUGUUGUAUAUGUGUGUUAGCUUUUGACUUUCAUAUCAUAAACGAUGGAGAUUUGCCACACGA